This is a messenger RNA of Lampris incognitus (smalleye Pacific opah), 1953 nucleotides long. RefSeq names its product TNFAIP3-interacting protein 3-like. The transcript has 10 exons. Gene Ontology annotation, biological process: cellular response to lipopolysaccharide; regulation of transcription by RNA polymerase II. The record is from RefSeq and is a predicted model, not a curated record. The coding region runs from base 507 to 1466 and encodes 319 amino acids. Lineage: Eukaryota; Metazoa; Chordata; Actinopteri; Lampriformes; Lampridae.
ACUCCGCGUAGAACGAUACGUACCGCACGCCGCCGGCCGGCGUGUGAACGCCGUUGUGCAACGGGUCGCCUCAUUAUUUAAGUAUUACGCCAGAGCGACGGCUUCCGGUCUGACUCGUCGCGCGUAAAUUCGCGCGCUCCGGACGGACGGGACCGGACGCGGGUAUUUCAAGACGAUUGGCACAUUUCGGGCUUUAGGGCGAAACCGGAUUUUGGGGGGGGGGGUGGUCCGGUUUUUUUCCCCUUUCUUCUUCUUCUCUUAGUCACUCGUCGCCGCGUCGAUAAAUAGCGGUCACGGUGUCAAGUGAACCUGUGCUUUCCUUCCCUGUCACGAACGCCGUCAGCAGACCGCGGCGCUUCCGUAUUUAUGCCGCGUGAGGGAAUCCCGCCAGGCGGAGCUGCGUACGAGUCUCGCCACACGUUGACGCCGACACACGGCAGCGCCGCCCGCACAAGCUAGACGUGCCGUCGCUUGAGCGCUCACGACAGUCCCCACAUAAGAAGCUGAUGGAUGAACUCACGGACAGAUCGCACGUCAAUCAAAGGAUCCCCGCGGUACAAGCGAAGAACCGAACAGGGAUGAAUGGAGACGACCCAUCGCUGACUAACGCAGACAGGUGUGAGAGUGUCGAGCUGAACCGUUACCUCAGACGGCAGCCCCACGUGUACCCAGUUCAACAUCCUGAGAGAGAGCUGAGAGAAAUACAAUCAGAAAUGUCUACUGAUAACAAUGACGGCACACUGAAAGCACAGAUAGCCGCGUUGGAGGAGCAGAGGCGUGAGCUUCUCUCCAUCAAUAAGAAAUGGUCAGAGCAGUACCAGUUGAUGAUACUGUUCUACAAAGACAAGGUCCAGGAGAUGAAAGCUUUACAGCAAUGUGACCGUUAUCAAGAAAGGUGUGAACCAGGACAAAAUCACGGCAUCUUACAGAAAAAUUUAAAAUCGGAGAUAGCCGUGGAGAAUAAAGAGUGCAAACAGAACCAGAACGGUGAUGUCACUUUUGAGUUACUGAAAACCGAGCAGGAGGCCAAGCUGUUGAGAGCACGGAAUAACACCCUUGCCAGAAGGGAGCAGCAUCAACACAAAGAGAUCAGACGACUCAAUAAGGUCUUAGAGGAUGCCCUUCAGAUGUCUGUUUCCCCUCAGGAGGGCAGUGAAACCCCACAAGAGAUCUGGAAAUAUCAGGCUGAGGUCUAUAAAGAGGACUUUAUGAAGGAGCGGCAAGACAGGGAGAGGCUCAAUGAGAAGCACCUAGAACUAGAAAGGAGGUUCAGAAAAGUUCACUCUGAGCUGCGUAGCAUCAAGUCCCAGAUAACCUGUACACCAGCUUUACCUCAACACCACUGGCGAGUGGUGACCUCUGAAGCUGGGCACGCUACCUCGUCCCCACCCCCACCCCGGGCACGUACGCACACACGCACCAACGACCGCCCGCCCACUACAACCCCCUCCCACCGCUGCAAAUGACUCACUCACACACACACACACACACACACACACACCCACCAAUUCAUUCAUUCCUAGGGACAAUUUUAAUGCAGCCAAUUCACCUGACUUACAUGUCUUUGGACUGUGGGAGGAAACCGGAGCCUCCGGAGGAAACCCAUGCAGACACAGGGAGAACAUGCAAACUCCACACAGAGGACGACCCGGGAUGACCCGCCAAGGUUGGACUACCCUGGGGCUCGAACCCAGGACCUUCUUGCUGUGAGGAGACCAUGCUAACCACUGCGCCACUGUGCCGCUGGACUGAGCCAUGUCAAGUUAUUAAUUCUGAGUCCUCAAUCUAUGCAUUUGAGCUCUUACCCAGUAUGAAGUAAUUUUAAUAUUUUUAAUGUUUUUUUAUUACAUUUCAUAAAUGUACAUAUAUUUUGCUACUGCCUGACCACUUAAGGUUGCACUUUACUGAACACUGUGUUACAUUUCAAAUACAACCAAAAUUAAAACAGAUUUG